Messenger RNA from Bombus terrestris (buff-tailed bumblebee), 1789 nucleotides. RefSeq names its product nucleoporin Nup35. The record is from RefSeq and is a predicted model, not a curated record. Bases 154 to 1113 code for a protein of 319 amino acids. Gene Ontology annotation, biological process: nuclear pore organization; regulation of DNA-templated transcription; NLS-bearing protein import into nucleus. Gene Ontology annotation, molecular function: structural constituent of nuclear pore; single-stranded DNA binding; phospholipid binding. The transcript is spliced from 3 exons. Lineage: Eukaryota; Metazoa; Arthropoda; Insecta; Hymenoptera; Apidae. Gene Ontology annotation, cellular component: nuclear pore central transport channel; nuclear pore nuclear basket; nuclear membrane.
UUGUCGGUUUUUACACGAUAGAGGAGACAUCUGUAAGUAGAAAUCAAAUGUUGUUCGUUAUUUAAAUAUCUAAUCAAACGUUUAAGCGGCUGUGAAUAUUUAAGUAUUUAUACACUGCGUUAAAAGUUUUUGGAAUUUGUUCAAGUCAAAGUAAUGGAACCAAUGGCAUUAGGAUCACCUGUUGGAAGUCCAGUGCAAAGUCCUGGAAGUCCAGGAACUUCUGCAUACCUCCCAAAUUUCCUUCUAGGUGAUUCUACAACGCCUGCCAAAAUAAGUUUGAUGGGCCCACAAGAUAUUCUGAAACAGUCACACAUUGGUCACAGUGCACUGACCUCUCCACCUUCCCACUAUGGUACUCCAGAUUAUCGUAGUAAUCGUCAGAAAGCUGUGUUCGGAAGUGCUAAUACUCCUAACACAUCACAAAUAGUCACGGAAAGCCACACUGGUGGACCUCCAACUAGAGGACUAUUUGAUACUCUAGAAACUUCUCAAACUGUAUCACCCUAUUUGUCAGCAACAAAUCAAAGUAUACCUUGCCAUCAACCAAGACUUUUAGUGAAUAGUAUGAAUACUUCUAUAUUUAAUGAUGGUGCAAUGAGCCCUAAUGCAAAUGAAUCACAAGGUCUUUUGCAAUGGGUAACCGUUUUUGGUUUCUCACCUAGUGAUAUGAAUACAGUUUUAGCUCACAUCUCGAGCAGAGUUCGCGUAGUGGACAAGCAUCCUCCACCACAUUCACAGAGCAACUGGAUACACUUAAAAUGUGCUUCAGAAUUAGAAGCACAAAGGGCACUCGCGUGUAAUGGAAAUAUAGUAUCUGGAUCUAUAAUGAUCGGUUUGAUCCCUUGUACAGACGAGGGUGUUAUAUUAGGAUCGGAUAAAGAGAGUCGUUCGAGAAUGAACGGAAGUAUUAAAUGUUUCUCAAACCUAGGAAGAGUCACUCAAUCGCCAGAAUACAAUACACCACGCACGCCCAUUAGGAUACAAAAUGCAAGACCACUAGCAGCUGGUUACAAUCAAAAUCUUAGCUCACAAUCAGUGAGCUCACCUGAAAAUGUUCCACAGAAAUCUACAGGUUUAGUUUCGAAAGCAAUGGAAUAUAUGUUUGGGUGGUAAUUUCGACUGAAGACAAUUGUACAUGUUGUUUCGUUAAUGACAAAUAUUAUUUAAUAUGUAAUUCUCCUUAUGUUUUUAUAAAAAUCGAAUGCAAUAUAGAUAUGAAUAAUCCGAGAGAGGAAUAUAUAUAUAUAUAUAUGUAUAUAUAUAUAUAAGAUCCCUAAAAUGUCUGUUUACGUUUUUUUACUAUCGAUAGUACCAAAUAUAAAUCUUUAUAAACACCAAUUAUCACAUAAUGCUAUGUCUAAACUAUGUAUUUCUCUAUUAGUACUUUUUUCUACUUUAAACUACUAUCAAUAUUUAAUCGGUUCUAUCGCAAUAUAACAUAGCUUAUCAUUAAGGGACGUUAAAAUUACUUUCGCAAUGUUGAAUCACGUAUAUUGCAUAGAUAUUAAUUGAAAUGGUCCGUUUCUUAAUAUUCUCGUGUUAUUUACAAAAUAUCGGUGAAUGUUAUGAAUAUUUUUACAACCUGAUAAUGAACUUAUUUUGGUGUCGCGUCAUCGGUAUAAUGCACAUGACGAGACUUAUGACAAUGACUUCGAAUGUUAAAAAUUUGCAUGAUUACUGUAAUCGGUGCAUUCCUCUCUCUUAAUUCGAAUCAAAUAUAUAUGUAUCAUCGAUAUUUUAUACAUGUUUCUUAUAGAAAAUAAUUAGUACUAAGACUAUGUUAAAAUGC